Onychomys torridus (southern grasshopper mouse) is the source of this 1119-nucleotide messenger RNA. Its product is annotated as melanoma-associated antigen 10-like. The record is from RefSeq and is a predicted model, not a curated record. The transcript has a single exon. Gene Ontology annotation, cellular component: nucleus. Gene Ontology annotation, biological process: negative regulation of transcription by RNA polymerase II. The coding region runs from base 1 to 1119 and encodes 372 amino acids. NCBI's taxonomy places the organism in Eukaryota, Metazoa, Chordata, Mammalia, Rodentia, Cricetidae.
AUGGAAGAGUGGGAAGAGUAUGAAGAAGAAGAUGAAGAAGAGGAGGAGAAAGAGGAAAGUGAAGAGGAAACAAGAGAAUACUAUUACACAUCUUCCAUACCAUUUCCCUUUUUAAAUGUCUCCUUGCCUACUUUGAGUCCUACCUUCUCCACCCCAUUCUCCAGCUCUCUUCUCUUUCAGGAAACCGAAGAAGAGAGGUGUGCUUCAGGAAUAAUGACUCCUCAGAAUGCUCAGAGCUCCUUUGCAGCUACAUUUCAAAGAAAUUUAGAUGAAGAAAUCAAUUACAUGGAGGAAGAGGAGAGUCCAAGCAUUAUUCAGUCUUCAAAAGACUCUCAAUCUUUGUUGAAUAGCCAACUAAAGGGAAAGAUGACUGAUUUGGUCUAUGCUAUGAUCUUCAAGUAUCAAGUGAAAGAAUCUAUCACACAAGUAGAAAUGUUAGAGAUUGUCAGCAAAGAAUACAAGAAACAAUUCCACAUGAUCUUUAUGGAUGCUUCUAAGUGCCUGUACAUGCUUUUUGGCAUUGAUAUAAAGGAAGACUAUGCCAUAAGAAACUCCUAUACCCUUGUCAAUUCACUGAACCUCACCUAUGAAGAAAAGCUGAGUGAAGAGCAAAGAAUGCCUAGAAAUGGCUUCCUGAUAGUUAUUCUGGUCUUGAUAUUCAUAGAAGGAAAUUGUGCUUCUGAAGAAAGUGUCUGGGAAUUCCUGAAUACAAUGGGAGUAUAUGAUGGGGAGGAACACCCCAUCUAUGGAGAGCCCAGGGCAUUUCUGACCAGAGAUUUGGUGCAACAAAAUUAUUUGGCAUAUCAGCAGGUGCCUAACAGUUAUCCUCCAUGCUUUGAGUUCUUGUGGGGUCCAAGAGCCCAUGCCGAAACAACCAAGAUGAAAGUUCUGGAAUUUUUGGCAAGGAUCAGUGAACGUGACCCACUUUCUUUUUUAUUUUUGUAUGAAGAGGCUUUAAGAGAUGAGGAAAAGAGGGCCUGUGCCAGAAGUAUCUGUCCAAAUAGAAGUCUAGUCACAUUGACUGCAGAACAUGCAUUUCCAGCUUGUACCCAGAGUGAUAGAUUUGUUUUUGGAUGUAUUCACUCUGAGCUUGAAAAGAUCAGUCAAAAUUCUAAGUAA